CGAUCGUCGGCUCGAUCUCGCAACUCACAACUCUAGUAACAAAAGCAGAAAGAAGAGCAACAGCAGCAGCUGGUCACGACAAGAUUAUCUAACUAAUCAGUGUAAAAAAUAAAAACAAUUGCUACACGUUGUGUUAACGUUACAAGAUUAAUUUAGUGAGAAGCUGUGUGGACCAUAAAACAAACAAACAACUAUCGGAUUGGCCGGCGUACAAUUAGAUGGCCACUGUUCACGCUACGAACAGGCAAAAUGUCACCACAGACACCGACUAACAAGUUUACAAACGUUGUCGGCUGGACCAACAAACGUAGUCCGAUCCAUCAUCUUACCACCACGCAAGAUGUAAUUAGUCAGGGAAAAUGCCUGUGUGGCGAAUACAUCCGCGCUCGACUGAAGCGUUCCGGUCUACUGAAUCGUAAAAUUCUGCAGCGAUUGCGCAGCACGAUGGAAGUUCCUAACUGUGUGGUUGUGAGAGAAACGUCUCCUAUUUUGAACGGAAUGGGCGAAGAACUGGAACGAAUGCAUCCCCGUCUGUACACGAAUGUAAGCCGCCAAAUUUCACUCGAACCCUGGGGCGAACUAACUGAACCAGAUUCGGUCUGCUAUCUGCUUCACGUAGUGGCUAAAGAUUUGUUCAAAACAGAAGUUACGUGGGGCAAAGUGAUCUCGCUUUUUGCCAUUGCUGGCGGAUUAGCCGUAGAUUGCGUUCGCCAGGACCACUAUGACUACUUGCAGCAGCUAAUCGAAGGAACUGCCGAUGUUAUCGAGGAAGAUCUCAGUUCUUGGCUGGUGGAGAAGGGAGGUUGGCUUGGGCUGCUGGAUCACGUGCAUCCACCGCAAACCGAAAUCACAUUCCUUGGUUGGAUGACCAUAACCAUCUCGACACUGUUUAUGAUCUACUUAAUUUCCGUUUCACUGAAACAUCUAGGCUCGAAUUACCUGUCGAAGUUUUAGGAGAGACCCCUAAACACUUUUUUUUUGUUCAAGAUCUGUGUUACAGUGUGCUGUUGAAUAUAACUUCACUGCUUGAUCUCUCCUUUCUUAGGACUAUGUGUAUAGUAACAGCAGCGGACAAUCUUUGAAGCCAUCAAAAUAGAACAGACCUUAUCUACUUUGUGCUGUUGCUCUCUACUACCUUCUAGGUACGGGGCCUAGUAUCUGUUACCGCUAUAUUUUUAUUCUCCGGUGAAGUCACCAGAUCCCUGUGCGAGAUUGGCGGAUUCUUCUUUAUCGUUCCUGUUCUGUUUUUAGAACCGCUAGCUGAUUCUGAUACUGGAAAUUCUUCUAUCUGUGUUGUUUUAUCCGCAGUUGCCAUACCCUACAAGUAGCAACACAUUCGUACUAUACACAUAGUCAGAAGCAAAUUUAAUUGUGAUCGAUAAUAUACCGGAUGACCAGUUUCAUCGAAAACUAAGCACCAACACAUAUUCAAUAUGUUAUGUACACAUACGCAACUAUACACUCAAGCAAUAUAAUAGCAAUAAAUAAUAUUAAUAAUAAUAAUACUAGGAUGAUAGAUGUUUUGAAGGGUGAGGACUUAGGUAACCAGGAUUAGUUCAAUGGCUAGUAGAUAUAACGUUUACGUUCGACACAAUGGUGCUCUUUUAAAAUUUUACUGUUGACUUAUAUUUACUUAAUUAUAUUUCUCUAAAACGUUCCAUUCGCAAUUUUGUAAGUGAUAAUAAAUGAAUAGCUCAGUUUAGAUUAUGGUGAAUAAAAUAUGAAUACCGAUUUA
Toxorhynchites rutilus septentrionalis is the source of this 1735-nucleotide messenger RNA. It is a transcript of the gene Debcl, whose product is annotated as bcl-2-related ovarian killer protein. Gene Ontology annotation, biological process: intrinsic apoptotic signaling pathway in response to DNA damage; extrinsic apoptotic signaling pathway in absence of ligand; regulation of apoptotic process. Gene Ontology annotation, cellular component: mitochondrial outer membrane. Gene Ontology annotation, molecular function: protein homodimerization activity; protein heterodimerization activity. The coding region runs from base 250 to 954 and encodes 234 amino acids. The record is from RefSeq and is a predicted model, not a curated record. The transcript is spliced from 2 exons. NCBI's taxonomy places the organism in Eukaryota, Metazoa, Arthropoda, Insecta, Diptera, Culicidae.